Sodiomyces alkalinus F11 is the source of this 886-nucleotide messenger RNA. RefSeq lists its product as hypothetical. The transcript has a single exon. Bases 131 to 886 code for a protein of 251 amino acids. NCBI's taxonomy places the organism in Eukaryota, Fungi, Ascomycota, Sordariomycetes, Glomerellales, Plectosphaerellaceae. The record is from RefSeq and is a predicted model, not a curated record.
CCAGUCGUCACUGACCUGCCACAUUCGUUUUGUUACGCCUCCUUGUGCUUCUACGCCACUCGUUUUCCCCCAACCCAUCCCCUUUUUGAGCACAGGAGCCUUUAAGUUCAGUCGCUUAUUCCCAGCCAAGAUGGUCGCCCUACAUCUCAUCGUCGUUCUUUUCCCCGUUGGCCUCCUGGCUGGCCUAAUCCCCGUCGCUCCCCGGCAAGAGGAGGCGCCAGGCCUAGCAGAUAAUUGUACAAUCACGACAACGUUGCCUCCUGUCACCCUCACCAGCUAUGCCCCUACCUCUACCGCUGGCGAAGACCAGGGCGGUUCGGGUGGCGGUACUUUGGUUUACACCACUUGUCUGCCGACUCUCGGCCCAGAUGGCCCUGGUCUGCAUACCUACACCAUCACUUAUCCUUGCCCAUCUGGUCCCGAAAACCCUUGCCACACGCCCGCCCCGACCGACUGCCCUCCCGGAUUCACGACUACCGUCAAGGUAUGCGAGGUCUGUGGGCCCAAGCCGCACACGCUUACCCUCACUGUACCCGUUAUCACCGCCUCGGUUCCCCACAACGCCCCCGUUGUCACCAAAACGUCGACAUCCGAGGUCUACGGUCAUGAUGGUCAUGGUGAGCACGGCGGUGGUUCUCACACGGUCUCUGUCAAGCCCGUGUCCAGCACGCAUCCCGGGGAACAUGAAGGGUUGGAAGAGGGUCAUCACCACCACCAAGAUGAAUGUGAACACCACGAUGGCUCAGAGGCCUGCCAUAGUCCGGAUGAGACAGGGCAUGUCGCACCGGAACCCUCCAGCGACGUCGUCGAGGCUUCAGCUGUCAUGUUCAAGGUCGCUGACGUCGGAGCACUCCUCUCCAUGGUGUUGAUGGUUUUGCUUGUUUGA